This is a messenger RNA of Cornus florida, 2963 nucleotides long. RefSeq names its product pentatricopeptide repeat-containing protein At5g04780, mitochondrial. The record is from RefSeq and is a predicted model, not a curated record. The coding region runs from base 486 to 2342 and encodes 618 amino acids. The transcript has 2 exons. Lineage: Eukaryota; Viridiplantae; Streptophyta; Magnoliopsida; Cornales; Cornaceae. Gene Ontology annotation, biological process: RNA modification. Gene Ontology annotation, molecular function: protein binding; zinc ion binding; RNA binding.
UUACAUGUAUAUAAAAAUUACACCACCUUUUUUUUUCUUUCGUCGUGAAUUGGCAAACCUAUAAAAUCAUAUUACGAGUUAAGCAAAAUAAAAAAAAAUAAAAAAAAUAAUAGAGUCCAAUCAAAUGGUAAACAUUUCAUUCUUGAUCUCUUCACCUUUAGAUGCAAUUCGAUAUAAUUAUAACAUUCGGUAAUUUGAAAUUAGUAGUUGGAAUUAAAAAAAAAAAAAACAAAAGUUUGUUUAAAUUCUGAACAAUUUUUUCUUUUCUAAAAUUUAAUUUUAAGACACUAAUAGUCUAAUUCUAUGUUUUUUUCCCUAAAUGGAGGAAUAGUCUAAUUCUAUGUUACCGAACAUAGUAACACUUUGCACUCUCAAGUUUUAAAAACCCCACCUCUUAGUCUUCGUAGUGUUUUUUCAUAGGCAAAUAGAUGGGUUAGGUCAGGAGCAUGACAUAGCAUGGGCUUUAACACACUGUAUAUGAUGACAUGAAAGCUCUAAGGAGGUGUAUGAUUCUAUCUCAUAGUUUUGAUUUGCACUACAGAAAUUUGUCAGCUAUAGCCAAUGUCAAACUUGACUCACAAGACCUUGUUUGGGUUGGUACAAACACAACCCAAGUAUCAAAUUUACAAAAAGUUUUGCAAGAAUGUGCAAGAGAAAGGGCACCCAUGGAAGGAAAGGCUUGUCAUGGACUAAUUAUUUGUGCUGGGUUACAAGAAGACACUUUCACAUCAAACAUGCUCAUUAACAUGUACUCAAAGUGUGGGCUUGGUGAUUCCGCUCGCAAGGUGUUUGAUGAAAUGCCUCAAAGAAGCCUUGUUUCAUGGAAUACCAUGAUUGGUUCGUAUACCCAGAAUAAGAGUGAAGAAGAGGCUCUUUAUCUUUUCAUGAAGAUGCAAAGAGAAGAAACCCAGUUUAGUGAAUUCACUAUUUCGAGUGUACUUUGCGCUUGUGCUGCAAAAUUUGCCAUAUUUGAGUGCAAACAGUUGCAUGCUUUUGCGCUCAAGGUGUCGAUUGAUUCAAAUGUAUUUGUGGGCACUGCUUUGCUUGAUGUCUAUGCGAAGUGCAAUGCAGUUGAGGAUGCUAUCCGGGUUUUUGAGAGCAUGCCUGAGAGGAAUGCGGUCACAUGGAGUUCAAUGGUGGCAGGAUAUGUGCAAAAUAAGCUUUAUGAGGAGGCUUUAAUUUUAUUCCAUAGAGCACAAAUGAUAGGUUUGGAACAUAGCCAGUUUACUAUAUCUUCAGUUCUCUCUGCUUGUGCAUGCCUGGCUGCUCUGAUUGAAGGGAAACAGUUGCAUGCGGUAUUACAUAAAGCUGGUUUUGAUGCAAAUAUUUAUGUAGCUUCCUCUCUAAUUGACAUGUAUGCGAAAUGCGGAACUAUUAAAGAAGGUUACGUUAUAUUUUCAUGUGUAGAAGAGAAGAAUGUUGUCGUAUGGAAUGCACUGGUUUCAGGGUUUUCUAGACAUGCUCGCUCUAUAGAGGCUAUGAUUUCAUUCGAAAAGAUGCAGCAGAUGGGUGUGCGCCCAAACGAAGUAACUUUUGUAUCUGUGUUAUCUGCAUGUGGUCAUAUGGGAUUGGUCGAAAAGGGACGGAAAUAUUUUGACAUGAUGAUAAAAGAUCAUAAUUUGUCACCUAAUGUCUUUCACUAUUCAUGCAUGGUUGAUAUUCUUGGUCGAGCAGGGUUGAUUCAUGAAGCUAAGGAAAUGAUAGAUAAAAUGCCAUUUGAUGCUACUCCUUCCAUGUGGGGAUCGCUUUUGGCCUCCUGCAGGAUCCAUAAGAAGCUUGAGUUUGCUGAAGUUGCAGCUCAAAAAUUGUUCGAGAUUGAGCCUAAUAAUGCAGGAAACCAUGUCUUGCUUUCAAACAUAUAUGCCGCAAACAAAAAGUGGGAGGAAGUUGUAAGGGCUAGGAAGCUUCUUAAAGACAGCAAGGCAAAGAAAGAAAGGGGAAAAAGUUGGAUCGAGAUUAAGGAUAAGGUACACACAUUUAUGGUUGGAGAGAGAAACAAUCCUAGAAUUGCUGAGAUUUAUCUGAAGUUGGAGGAUUUACUGGAAGAAAUGAAGAAGCUGGGUUACAGAGGUGAGACUGAACAUGACUUGCAUGAUGUGGAAGAAAACCGAAAACAGGAACUUCUGAUGCACCAUAGUGAGAAACUAACUCUUGCUUAUGGGCUAAUGUGCUUACCUUCUAGUGCACCAAUACGGAUUAUGAAGAACCUCAGAAUCUGUGGAGAUUGCCAUUCUUUUAUGAAAUUCGCUUCAAGUAUUACAGGGAGGGAAAUCACCGUUAGGGAUACAAAUCGGUUCCACCAUUUUAAAAAUGGUUUUUGUUCUUGUGGGGAGUUCUGGUAGUCUGUUUCGUAGCAUGGUGUCUUUUGAUCUUUGAUCACCUUUUGUAGAUUACACAUCCCACCUCUUGCUUUAGGUUCGGAUUUUCAUGACCUAAAGGUUUUGAAGGCUAAUUUCAUUGCUCACUAUCCCAUAUUCAGAGAUCAAAGAUGAAUUCUUAUCACAGUGCUGCAGGGAUUUGCUCAAGGUUGUACUUUUACAAUAAAAAAGUUCGAACCGUGGUUUCCAAAGUGAAUGCAGGAAUGACAAUACUUCAGGUGGUUUGCUUAAACCUCAGAGGUGUCUUAAAAUGAAGUCCAUGGUGAAGGUGCUCUCUUUGUCUCUCUCUGCAGUUGGAGUUCAGCUACCAACAUAAGUCAUACAAUCCUUCUCAAAAUGUGUGACGCUCUCACGCUCCGUGCGUGUAGCGCUCGUGUUCCUACCGUUUGACUUAAUUUUGCCGCUUUACGUGACUUAGUACUUCUAUGAGAAUAGCAAAUUGGGUUUUAACUUAUGUUUAUAUCAAAGAACUAGUAUAUGAUAGAGGCUUAGUAUUUACAUCUAUAAAAACUAAAGAGAGUUUGUAAUUCAUUUAUUCAAAGUGAAGAGAAUUUCAUUGGGAUGCUGCAGCUUUAGAGCUUUGUU